Auanema sp. JU1783 is the source of this 1917-nucleotide messenger RNA. NCBI's taxonomy places the organism in Eukaryota, Metazoa, Nematoda, Chromadorea, Rhabditida, Rhabditidae. The record is from the annotation of a GenBank genome assembly.
AUGGCAAGAACUCCUCCAUGUUGUUGUUGUUUUGUAAAUAAUGUUCGUCACUUAAUCCUGUUACUCACAAUAUUCAGUAUAUCAUCCUUGUUUGCCAAUUUGGUUCUAUUUAAUUUCACUGCUAUUCUUGAUAAAGAUUUACAAGAUGAUUGGAAGCCUGUAGCUUCUCUCACUAGUCUACAUGAGUAUUCUAUUUGGCACAAUCGCCGAAGAAGAGACAUAAAUGAAACUGUUUUUGAUAAGUGGAAAGAUGGACAUCCAUUGCUUCCGAAAACGAAAAGACCUUCUACACGUCGAACUACUACAACAACAACAACAACCGAGCUUCCAACCACUAAACGUCUUGUAUUCUUUACAAAUUCUCCCACGGAUGCACCAUUCUUGGAAAGCACUAAGCAUCCUAUCACAAGACGUAUUAGAGCAACAACUGCUUCUUCCAAAACUACUACUGAAAUCCACACAACCACAAUCGUUCCUACAACUACGGCUGAUGUUGUUUUAGAGGAAGUUCGAAAAGCUAUCGAAAAGUAUGAACAUCCAGAUAAAGAUGAGACAAGAAAACCACAAAAAGAAGAUGACUAUGGUAGUAAAACCAACGGAAAAGAUUCUAAUGUUGAGCCUGUUUCUAUCGCUAAAUUGAAUAUGACUAAGUACCUCGUUAGGACAAUGAUAUAUGCUGCUCCUGGAGUUGGAAUUCUGAUAGGCAUUUUUCCGUCCGUGUUGAUGAUUCGAGCCAUUGGAGUUCGAGUGCCCUUUGCUGCUGCACUGGGUCUUUCAGCUGUAUGCAUGGUUAUCUCUCCCUUCACUGUAUCAAUGAAUUCAUUAGCAAUCGCCAUCUCGCGUUUCAUACUCGGUUUUUGCUUCUCAAUGGUGUUUCCUAUGGUCGGUCAUAUGAUUGCCAACUGGGGGACUUUGAAAGAACAACUGUUUUUCCUCACUUCCACAUUCUUGUUCAUUACUAUCGGACCUGCACUCUCAUGGCCGUUGACCAUGCUUCUUCAUUCAAACGAAGUCGAUCUGAUUUUUAUUUAUAUACUCCAUUCUGUUCCAACGUUCUUGCUUGCUAUAAUCUUCCUUAUAUUUUACCGAGAUUAUCCUCAAGACCAUCCAUGGGUCAAUGGACUGGAGCUCAAUAAAAUCGUAGCAGGAAAAGUGAAAGAUAUGAGGAAGAAUCGGGUUAUGGAUACACCAUGUUGCACCUUACUUCGUUCAGUCUCAGCUUACUCUAUUUGGGUUUCCGCUUUCGGGCUUUUCCUAGUUCUUUCGCUCUUCAUCCAAUACAUCCCAAGUUUCCUAUCUUGCCAACAAGUUUUUAUGGUUGACUACAUGGGCACAUAUGGUAUUCUGCCGUAUUUGGGAAUCCCCAUCGUCUUUAUAAUCAGCGGUUUCUUGAACAAGAUCUCCAUGACAUCACGAACUAUUUUGAUUCGAAUCUUCAAUACUAUGUCCUUCAUCCUUACAGGGCUUUUCGUUUUAGCUCUGCCUAUUUUGUUCUAUGCCGAUAAAACGGGCUUUGCCCGAAUAUCAUUGUUUCUUUCAUUGGCUCCCUUAGGAUUUACUGCUUCAGGGUUCCUCCGAUCUACUAUAUUAGUAGGAAGGGCUUAUUCAAAAUAUAUUAUAACUUUCUAUGGCGUUAGUUUCGGUUUGGCGUUUCUCUUGAUGCCGUGUAUUGUAGGAUCUCUAGUUCUCGAAAAUGCUCUGAAAGAAUGGCUUCGUAUCUUCUUAGUCACAUCUGCAAUUCUUUUAGUUUGUGCUAUAGUUUUCGCCGUCUUUGGAAGAGGAAAUUCAGCAGGUUGGGCUGAAUCAUCAUGGGAUCCUUUAGUUAGUACGAAGAUGCUGGAUUUACAUUUAAUUGAUCGAAGUCAAGAUGAAAGUGGGUUAAUAGGCAUGAAGUUGAUUGGUCCUUCAAAACUAUAA